Messenger RNA from Paramecium pentaurelia, 291 nucleotides. NCBI's taxonomy places the organism in Eukaryota, Ciliophora, Oligohymenophorea, Peniculida, Parameciidae. The record is from the annotation of a GenBank genome assembly.
AUGAGGAAAGUUAUAUAAUAUAAAUAGAUAAUAUUGAUAAAUAAUAAAACCUACUACCAUUUAAUGGAAUUGUUAAAUUAGUACAAAUUUAAACUUUAAACCUCUUCAAAAAAUAGAGUAGGCCAGCUCCGUUUAAUAAAGAUAGAAGUCUUUUUAUAUCAUCUGAUUAUUUAAAUAAUAUUACUAUUUAGCAAUUUUGAGAAUGGAAAGCAAGACCAUUUAAGAACAUUUGACCUUCUAGAAGUAUUAUAUGUAGUCUAUAGUUUAACCACUACAGGUAUGAAUGGUUGA